Messenger RNA from Platichthys flesus (European flounder), 791 nucleotides. Its product is annotated as cortexin-3. NCBI's taxonomy places the organism in Eukaryota, Metazoa, Chordata, Actinopteri, Pleuronectiformes, Pleuronectidae. The transcript has 2 exons. The record is from RefSeq and is a predicted model, not a curated record. The coding region runs from base 305 to 556 and encodes 83 amino acids.
GAGAGAGAGAGAGAGAGGGUGAGGUCUGACCGGCUCAGUCCGCGGAGACAGAAGCAACAACCGGGCUGUGAGGUGUUUUUCUACCGGUGUGUCAGGACGCGUGUGUCCGCCGCUGCCGCCUCUUCCUCGGUCAGAAGACAACAGCCCGAGCCGCGUGAGAUCCGGAGCGAUGGAGACCUGCCGCUGACGGAGCCCCCCCCCCGCUGCCCCCGCUGACAACAACAGGUCCGAUCCGCCGAGCCCCCCCGUCUUCACCGCAAACCUUCCACCAACGGACAAAGAGCUGGAGCCGAGACGGUCCAGCAUGGACGUGCCCCGGAUGGCUGAGGGCCUGUUCAGCAGCACGCUGUCCUCGUCCGGCGGCGGCCACCACGUGCCCUCCUACCUGACGCUGGAGCAGAAGGCCGCCUUCGUCUUCGUGCUGCUGCUCUUCAUCUUCCUGGCGCUGCUCAUCGUGCGCUGCUUCCGGAUCCUGCUGGACCCGUACCGCAGCAUGCCCUCGUCCAACUGGACAGACCACACCGAGAAGGACACGUUCGACUACCGCAUCGUCUGAGGAGCCCGCGCUCAGUCAGACGAUCGGGGGAAAGAGGUUUGAUUCCCUUGUAGAAGAGCGCGUUGUCCCCGACAGAACAAAUGACAGCGGAUUCACCGGGCGCUCCCUGAACCCUCCGGAGGUUUCGGAUCCGACACCAGAGCUCAACAGCUUCUCCCUGCCAAAUCGAAUCAACUCUACCAAGACAACCAGAACUGUGCUGUGAAGAUUAUUGAUCCAUCUUCCACCAGCCUCU